Messenger RNA from Aspergillus sclerotioniger CBS 115572, 2862 nucleotides. RefSeq lists its product as uncharacterized. Bases 1 to 2862 code for a protein of 953 amino acids. The record is from RefSeq and is a predicted model, not a curated record. Lineage: Eukaryota; Fungi; Ascomycota; Eurotiomycetes; Eurotiales; Aspergillaceae. The transcript is spliced from 2 exons.
AUGGCAACGCCAACAGCUCCAGUCGUUCCUCCCCGACCGUCAAGAUCACCUCAACAAGGCCUUGCACCUCCAUCAGCAGACAUGCCCAAAAUUCCCCCUCGUCCUGGCCAUCGCAUUGAGCGCUCAGUGUCUCCCUAUCGCGAUAGUUAUGCGCCUUCUCCAUUGAAUAAUUUGCCCAACGGGUCAAACAUGAAGCGUACCACCUCCAACGAUCUGCCUCCUCGCCCCCCAAGUGUGACGAUCCCCUCUUUGGGUGAAGAGGGAAUCGAGUAUGAGGACUUAGAUGUCGGUAAUGUCUCCGACAACCAUCAGCCGACCCCCGCGGAAACACGCAAUGUGGGAAGCGACCUCAAGCUCCAUGCGCCAAGACCGUCACUGCCCUCUUCAAGCGCCAAGGCCAAGGUGCAGGCCGUCACACGUACUGAUUCCCGUCAAGCAGCAGCAGCAGGCCUGGGUCGCGCCGGGUCCCCUAUUCAUGACGACCACCCCGAACGACCCACCCGCUCGCUCCAUUCACGGGCUAGUGGCUCACGGGCUGAGUCCUCGACCGCAUCCGCUGAUCGUCGGGAGUCACUUCAUGGCGAUGAGCAUGGAAUCCCGGAGAUUGGGCAGAGAGUCCCAAUGUAUCCUAACGCGGGUGACGUUCAGGCUCCCUCUCCUAGCCCAUACGUUGUAGAGCACCAACAACAGCAACGCCCGGGGCGCAGUCACCACCGAUCUCGCAGUGGUCGCGAGGCUUCUUUGCCACCUGGAAGUUAUGGUCUGCAUGGGCAUGGUGUACCCACAAACGACAAGUUCGAGAAAGCUUGGUACGAGAAGCACCCUGAAGAAUACGUCAAGGAAGAACAAGGUCAAUAUGGUCCCGGUGUCGGAACGCCCAGGCCAGAUUGGGCUUUAAGCAGUGAUGACUUGAAUAAGAUUGUCCGGGGCUCUGCCGUUACUGGCACAGGACUCGGUACCUCGCCUGCUGUGGCAGGAACUCCAGAAGAGGAAGUAGGUUAUAUUGCCUCUGACGAGUAUACGCAUCGCAUGUCAUCGCCACCUCCAGAUUCGCGUCGUAAUUCACGCCCGGCUUUCGAGUCGCCUCUCCGCAAGUCGAAUGUACCAGUGUCAGAUGCUCAGAGCGAACAGGAUGACACGGUGGAAAAUGACACGGCUGAAAAGCCGCAAGCACCAAGAGUCAUUCAUGUUGACGAGCCGUAUCAUCACUUGCAUCAUCCCGAUGGGUUCGCCCAGACCCCGGAUCCCGAAGAGCUCGCCCACGGGACUGGUGAGCGGAACGCCGAGGAAGAUGAGCCCAUCUUGGCUGCCGAUGAACUACGCCCUGAGUCGGCCUUUCAGCACCCCGCUGUCUCGCCCUCAUUCGGGAGAAGUGGAAGUGUUGACUAUGAAGGCAGAAGUCGCACACCAAGCGUCACUCACAGCCGGUCAAACAGUAGGACUGCUAGUAUACCGAGUGGUAUGCCGACUUUGACCAGAUAUGACUCGCGUGAAGAUCACGGUGUUUAUACACCCCUUGAAGAUGUCGAAGAGUACGAACCCUUGUUUCCCGAGGAUGACGCGAAGGACAAGAAGACUGUCUCGACCGCAGACCGCUUCAAACAACGCCCUGAGCUCAAGCACAGGUUCCCUAGUCAGGAUAUCUGGGAGGACUCGCCCAACAGUCUGCAGCUGCACGCCAUGGUAUCUACUCCAGAUAUCCCAAAGCAUGAUACCUUUGAAACCCCGGAGCAGGAGUCGUUCCGGAGGAGCCACGCGGACCAUCUGGACGCCCAUCACGUUGCGUCUCAAAUUUUGGAGUCGGAAGACCAUGAUGAAAAGCCUCCCGCUCGACCGGAAGUGGCCAAGCAGAGGUUCCCCAGCCGGGAUAUCUGGGAGGACGCGCCUGAAAGCCAUACGCUAGUGACAACUAUUGAGCCGUCAGAGGAGCAGGUCAAGAGUCCAGAAGUACCCUCGAAGCCAAGUAUCCCAUCCCGUCCUCAGAAACGCCCGCAACAAGCUCCUACAGCGGAUGCUCCUACGAAGCCUGUCACUUCGCCCACCGAAAAGCGUCAGCCACCAGUAAUCCCGGAUAGGCCGAAGCCUCAGAUUCCAGUCCGUCCAGCUAAGCCCAUCUUCCGUGUCAGUUCAGAGGAACCCAAGGACAUAGCUGCCAAGCCGAAACCGGCGGUGCCAGCCCGCCCUGGUGGAAGCAAGAUCGCUGCUUUGAAGGCAGGGUUCCUCUCGGACCUGAACUCACGGCUUCAGCUUGGUCCGCAAGCGCCUCCAAAACCGCAAGAGAAGAAGAAGGAAGAAGAGGAAGCAGCUCCGGUUGAAAAGCAACCUCUGAGUGAUGCUCGGAAGGGACGCGCUCGCGGACCCGCGCGAAGAAAGCCUGCUGUCGAGAAAGCCAGUACGAGGCUGCCGACAAUUCCCGAGGUUAAGAUCACCACAACAUGGAACGUUUGGCAAGUUGGCGAAGAUGGUAACUUGGUUGUUGGCGAGGUCAAAGCUGCUACCCCCGAUACCACGCCUGAUACCAUGGCUCCCGCGCUAGCAAGGAACAUCGCCGGUCAAUCCGUCGACCCGCUUCCAUCACCCGAGAAGGAAGACGAAGCCCCCGUCUCACCAGGAGCCGCGAAAGUAGCCGAGGCCCAACAACCCACAUUCACCGACACUGCCCCCUCAAUACCAACAACCGCUGAUGGCCCGGCUGAUCCAAGCCCCGCUAUAGAACCUGUGGUCAAGGAAGACGCCCCCGUCGCCAACCAGGCCUUGUCCCCUGAGCAAGACGUCAACGACGUCGCUGACAACCUAGUUGCCUCUGCGGACGGCAAACGGCUCUCAACCGGCGACAUCGGCGACAUCGGCGACAUCCAGUGA